This is a messenger RNA of Caenorhabditis auriculariae, 1271 nucleotides long. NCBI's taxonomy places the organism in Eukaryota, Metazoa, Nematoda, Chromadorea, Rhabditida, Rhabditidae. The record is from the annotation of a GenBank genome assembly.
AUGACUGGAUGGCUCGAGGUUUGAAUUUUAUUAUUUUCAAAAAGUUGAAAUAAUAAGUUCAGAUUUGCCUCCAAUGGCUCAUUCGCCUCUUCGUUGUUGCCCUGCACCUUCUGAGCUACUCUUUCAACGGGAUGUUGGUUUAUCUCAUUGUGAAAAAGAAAGGUUCUUUUCAUUUUUCGCUCUUGAAGAAAAUCCGUUUUAGUUGUGAAAACCUGGAUUUACGUCUGUAAUAUGGUGGUCGCCGAGGUUUUGCUCAAUCUCACACAACACGCCAGUGUCGAAUUCAACUGGGUCAUUGCAGACGCUUUCAAAAAUAGUGAUUUCGAUAAAAAAAAAAGCAUCCAAACAAGACAAUUCUGAUUUUAGAGCUUCACACUAGUUUCUUCGUUCAAUUCACUUCCUACGUCAAUCUGAUAGCCUUCGAAUUUCGAUAUUUCCUGACCUUACUUAUGAGUGUCAACCGACUUCUCAUCGUCCUUUUCCAGGGAGCCGACGUCAUUUUCAAAGAGAGCCAAAUCAUCUUAUUCUCCCUUUUCAUCUGGGUUUGAAAGUUCUCAUUCGAUUUCCAUUCUCAUUUUCUUCAGUUCUUCUUGGUAUUCAUGAACCUUUCAUUGUUCCUCAACAAUUGCCUGUAUUUUUUCGACUGGGAGGAGUUUCGAUGGAUUUUUCUGUGCCCAAAACCAACAGUUAAAACUUAUUUUUGAUUUUGAUAACUUUUCAAAGUUUCAGAAUCCUCUCCAUUACGUAUCCUAUUAUCUCUACUUUCUACCUAUCGCAACUUUUGUUCUUAACAUAACUGGCGUUGUUUACGUCAAGUUGAAGCGGAGCGACAUCUUCAGUUCGUUAAAAAUGAGUCAAAUUCGACUAAUUCAUUUAUUCGCAGUUCUGAGUCACAUGAUGACGGGUCUGUCGAGGAAUUCUGAGAAUAACCGGCGGUUAAGAGAAAAUUUUUUGGUUUUCCAUGCUUUUAUCAUAUCCGUGAUAAUGUCAAUCGACUCCAUUUACACUUUGCUUCACAAUCAACUAGCAGCGGUCCCUUUCAACUUAUUUCUUUUUUAAAUGAAACAAAAGGUUUCCAGCAGUUUCGAGGACUUUCGCCUGUCGUGAAAGAGCUCCUGGGCUCUUCUAACCUCUAUAUAUCGUCUCUCAUCAAUUUCCUCAUUUAUUUCGCCUGCAAUUCCAACAUCAGACAGAAUGUCCUGACGAUAGUUCUGCGUCGUCCGAGAAUCUUUCCCAAUGGUCGAACAAUUGUCAUCCCCAACUCCCUAUGA